Myotis brandtii (Brandt's bat) is the source of this 919-nucleotide messenger RNA. It is a transcript of the gene GRP, whose product is annotated as gastrin-releasing peptide. The record is from RefSeq and is a predicted model, not a curated record. Gene Ontology annotation, molecular function: neuropeptide hormone activity. NCBI's taxonomy places the organism in Eukaryota, Metazoa, Chordata, Mammalia, Chiroptera, Vespertilionidae. Gene Ontology annotation, biological process: neuropeptide signaling pathway.
AUGUGGCGGGUUGGUGGAGCAGCAAAGUUGAACCUAAAGCAGUAUUUCCUCUUUGCUCAUUCUUCCCGCACGGGCCGCCGCUCCCUCUGGCAGGAUCGGAAGGCAGCUAAGGCGGGAGGCAUCCAGGCUGAGCCGUUGCGCCCCGCAAAGCCGCAGGUGGGGGGCUUUAAACCUGUUCAGCGAGCAGUGCUUGAAUCUCGCCUUUGUGGCUCUUCUGAAUUUUCUCAGUCCUCCUGCCUCUGCAGCGAUUGUUUUUUCUCUGCCCAGCCCUCCCGCCUUCCAUCCAGAAGCCUGCGCUCAGGGCACCUAAUGGGGAAAAAGAGCACAGGAGAGUCCCCAUAUGUUUACGAGGGAGGGAGCCCGAAGUACCAGCUGCGGCAGCACAUCCUGUGGGAAGAAGCAGCGAGGACUCUGCUAGGCCUCAUGGAAGGAAAGGGGACCGGAAGCCACCAGUCACCUCCACAGGGCCCCCUGGGUAUUCUCCAGUCUACUCCGGAUUCCGAUUCCGAGGAUAGCAGCAACUUUUCAGAUGUAGGUUCAAGACUCAAAGGUUCUCAAUGUGAAGGGAGGAACCCCCAGCUGAACCGACAAUGAUGGCCUCUCUCAAAGAAGCAAAACAGAACCCUUGAGAAUGCAUUCCACAGGCAUCAAUUCUACCGGCUCAUCCACCAGAUUUCCUUUGUGCAAAAUACUUAACUAUUCUUGUAUCUUUCAACCUUGACUAAAUUCGUGGUUUUCAAGCAGCAUCUUCUGGUUUGAAUUUGUCUUCUGUGAAAUUAUUGUCCAUAAAGAGUCUUCCAAGUAAUGCUCUUGGAAUUUAGCCUCUGUGUCAAUUACAUUCCAGUCUCUGACCUGUUACCAUUCACAAUAAAAGCUUAAACACACCGUCCAAAGGGCAGGUAGUUUUAUUUCAAUUCCU